GAGCUUCUUAAAAAUCAGAACACAAAAACGAAUCAGUUGGAGAAUUAAGAAAAACAACAAAGAAGAGCUUCAAGGAAUCAUCAACUCAAGACUAUUAAUAAAUCAAAUAAAGAAAGAAAGAUAUGGGUUACUGGAAAUCGAAGGUUGUUCCAACAAUGAAGAAAUUGUUCGAGAGGAGCCCAACAAAGAAGGUUGUUGAAGAGAAGAAAGAAGAGGUUAAACCGGAACCGGUUCCAGCACCGGUGGAGGAGAAGUCACGAGAGGUGGAAAUUGUGGAGGAAGUCGUGAAAACCGAAGAACCGGCCAAAGAAAAAGAAACCAAACCGGAGGAAAUUACUAGCGGCGAGAAAGAGAUUGAAAUAGUUGAAGAGAAGAAAGAAGAGGUUAAACCGGCACCGGUUCCGGCCCCGGCGGCUGCGGAGGAGAAGAAGCCAGCGGCGGAAGAGGAGAAGAAGGCGGCGGUGGAAGAGAAGAAGCCAGCCGUGGAAGAGAAGAAACCUGUGGAGGAGGUGAAAAAAGACGUUGUUGCAGCAGCGCCGGUGAUUGAAACUCCGUCGACUAAGGUCACAGAAACUCCGGUGGUUGAAACUCCGGCGGCUGAGCCACAAAAGGCUUGAGUUUUCUUCAUGGUGCAUUUUUACGAUUAAAAAAAAACAAUGUUUGUAAUGGUGUGGAUAAUUUAUUUUGUCUGUUUAAUUUUUUUAUAAUCCAUGUGAAUUUUCUUGCUUGAA
Molecule: messenger RNA, 731 nt
Organism: Eutrema salsugineum
Lineage: Eukaryota; Viridiplantae; Streptophyta; Magnoliopsida; Brassicales; Brassicaceae
Product: plasma membrane-associated cation-binding protein 2
Exons: 2
Coding region: 123-617 (164 amino acids)
Cellular component (GO): plasma membrane
Source: RefSeq, a predicted model, not a curated record